AGGAGGACGGGAUCGGGGGCGGGAAGUGCCCGGAAGGAGCGAGACAGGGAGGGACAGGGCAGAGGAGGAGAGGAAGGCGAUGCGACGGACAGGCGCACCCGCUCAGGCUGACUCUCGGGGGCGAGGUCGAGCCAGGGGCGGCUGCCCUGGGGGCGAGGCGACGCCGUCUCUUCCUCCACCUCGCGGCGGAACCCGGGGACAGGAGCCUCAGAUGAAAGAAACUAUCAUGAACCAGGAGAAACUCGCCAAACUCCAGGCACAAGUGCGCAUUGGUGGGAAAGGAACUGCUCGCAGAAAGAAGAAGGUGGUUCAUAGAACAGCCACGGCAGACGAUAAGAAACUCCAGUUCUCCUUGAAGAAGUUAGGGGUGAACAACAUCUCCGGUAUCGAAGAGGUGAAUAUGUUCACAAACCAAGGGACAGUGAUCCACUUCAACAACCCCAAAGUUCAGGCGUCCCUGGCAGCGAACACGUUCACCAUUACAGGCCACGCCGAGACCAAGCAGCUGACAGAAAUGCUGCCCAGCAUCCUCAACCAGCUCGGUGCCGACAGUCUGACCAGUUUAAGGAGACUGGCUGAAGCGCUGCCCAAACAAUCUGUGGAUGGAAAAGCACCGCUCGCCACAGGAGAGGAGGAUGAUGAUGAAGUUCCAGAUCUUGUGGAGAAUUUUGAUGAGGCUUCCAAGAAUGAGGCAAACUGAACUGAGUCAACUUUUGAAGAAGCUCAGACUUGAAGAAGUUACUGGGAGCUGCUGUUUUAUAUUCUGACUGCUUUUUAAAAUUUUGUUCAUGGAUCUGAUAAAAUCCAGAUCUCUAAUAUUUUUAAGCCCAAGCCCUUUGGACACUGCAGCUCUUUUCAGUUUUGCUUAGACACGACUCAUUCUUUGCAGCUCAUUAAGCUGAAGAAGCCUGGGGAUAAAGUUUGAAACAAAGGUUAAUAAAGUUCUUUGCCUAGUA
Equus quagga is the source of this 956-nucleotide messenger RNA. RefSeq names its product basic transcription factor 3 (gene BTF3). The record is from RefSeq and is a predicted model, not a curated record. The transcript is spliced from 6 exons. Gene Ontology annotation, cellular component: nascent polypeptide-associated complex; cytosol. The coding region runs from base 80 to 700 and encodes 206 amino acids. Lineage: Eukaryota; Metazoa; Chordata; Mammalia; Perissodactyla; Equidae.